Messenger RNA from Dufourea novaeangliae, 2682 nucleotides. RefSeq lists its product as uncharacterized. The transcript is spliced from 10 exons. Lineage: Eukaryota; Metazoa; Arthropoda; Insecta; Hymenoptera; Halictidae. Bases 58 to 2298 code for a protein of 746 amino acids. The record is from RefSeq and is a predicted model, not a curated record.
GAGCUAAAAUAUCAAAGGGUAUCUAAUCGCGUUACUAGGUCCGAUAAUAAAUGGAAAAUGCCUCAAAUACCAAAGAAACAUCGGAAAGUAAAAAGAGCUACAGUGAUCAUAAAACGGUCACAAUGUUUCAGAAAUUAUCCCAAAUAUUUGACUUAUAAACCUUUGUGUGAAAAGUUAAAGAGUAACAACAAUUAUCUAGCAAAAGCAUUGUCUAAAAAAAAACAAGAGUGUAACUUAUUAUUUACACGAAAUGUUAAUUUAAUUGCAGAGGUACAAGAUCUAGGUUCAGCAUGUAAUAAAUGUAAUUCUACAAUAGCAAACAUUUCAAAAGGUGCUAAGGAAAUGCUUAAAAUGUUAGUGACAAUGUCGGGUUAUUUGACAAAUAUAAUUUCCACAUGCCAAGAACAUAUACCACCUGCCAAUACAAAUCUAAGGAUGUCUUAUAGUGCUUCUGGAAGAAGGGAUUCAUAUAGGGUGACAACAAAUGGUCCAACCAGAGGGGUGGUGAAGCCUAUGGUUAGCGGGCACACUAUUACAAAACCUACUAUUAAUUUGAGUAGAAUAAAUAUGCAACAUAUUAACGAACUCUCAAACUUAAAUAUAAUACCAGAAGUAACAACACCACCAAGAAAUCAAGAAACAAAUAGUCCAAUAUCUCCUGUGGCUGUUCCUGUGAGACAGCAUAGAUAUGACACUGCCCGUACCUGUAGAUUGCCAGAAAGACUGACUGUUAGUUCACCAAGAUGUAGUGAAGAAAAUGAAAGGAGAUUAAGCAGACGAAGUAGCAAAUAUUCUGGGAGAAUGUCAAGAAAGAGUUCCAGACAAAAGUCAGAUAGAUUGUCUGGUAGUAAUAGCACAGAAUCUAGGAUUGAAAAUUUUGAACGUAUAGGAAGUCCCACAGUAAAACUUAACGAUGUUUCAAAAUUACUACGAAAUUCUCAACGUAUUAACAUUGGUCGAUUGUUAACAGAAAACGGGAACAAUCAAAGAACUGUUAAUACAGAAAACAGUCGUGAUUUGAGUCAAGAGGAUUUUCAAUCAGAUGUUACAAUACCACAAUCACCUCCAUCAGAUACUCCAAAAGAUAAUGAUGACAAAUCUGUUGAAAAUGCAGAUACACUAUCUGACAGUGCAGUACAUGUUUCGGACGAAGAUAAAAAAGAAAACCGUAGGACACAAGAAAGUCUUAAAUCAGAUAUGGAGGAUCCUCUUGAAGGACCAAGUUGGUUAUUCAACAAUUCCCGAACAUCGCCACACUUCAUAAAUGAAGCAAAAAAGACUGAUAAUGCAAACGUUUCUAUCAACGACAGUGCGUGUAGUAUUUUGAAAGUAGCAAGUACAUGUUACGAAUCUGAUGAUGAAACAAGUAUGGAAGAGUCGUUGCUGCUUUCAAACAAACGUAGAAAUCAGAUAAACCAUUUUAAAAAAGAUAGACAGGUACACGCUAGGAAUGAAAAUAUGAGCUGUCCACAGGAUGCAAAUAAUGAAACGAUUUGUAAAACAUCUACAUCGGCUAUUCCGAAAGACAUUAAUCAAGCUGAACGAAACGUGGAGAGCGAUCGAACUAGAAACUUAGCAAACUUCGUUACGCAAAGGCGAGGUUACUUAGUGGAAGAAGAUGAUGAUGAUGAUUUUACUUUACUGUAUACAGCACAUCCUCGUAAGAUGCAUUUUGACAUAAAUGAUUUAAAACUACCCGUCUUAGAAGAGUCUGCAUUAAAACCAAUAGCUUCAGUUGAACCAGAACCAGAAAUUACAACUACACUCCGAAAAAUAUCUCAAAUUUGUCCAAUGCCAUCUGUUUCAAACAGCAGUGUAGACGAAACCAUGUUUAAUCAAUCCACGGUAAAGUUGCCUUUACCGGUAGAUAAUGAUUACGAUAACAAAGAUUUAACACAGUCUAAAGAUAGGUGUGAGACUUCACGACGGAAGAAGAAAAUAAAGAAGACAACUUAUAAUGAUUUGACUGAUUUUAUUGAUAGUACGCCAACAGUUAAAAUCCGCGAUAGCCGGAAAGAUAAAAAGGAUAAGCCUGUAAAUAAGGAUCCAAGUACUGCAAAAGUGGUGUUGGAAAAGUUAAACGAAUCUGAUGUCAAAUCGAGGACACCAUCACCCGAAGAGAGGUUGCAGGAUUUCAAUCAACCCUUAAGUCCUAGCUUUUCGCGAGCGGACAACUCGAGCGAUUCAGGGAGUAGUAAUGAGAGUACGAGUAGCAUUGUGAACCGACUUAGACGAAAAAGAGCACCAAAAAAUUUUCGGGAACCCAGUUUGAGAAUGAAAUUACGAAGGAACUAUUGAUAGAAAUGUACAACAGUCGUUGAUACUUGAGGCACGAAUGAUUAAACACAGUAACAUGAAACUUCUUGUUGUUUUUAUAAAUUGUAAUGUAUAUAAAUUAUGGAUACGUUUAACGUGAGAAAUUUGUUGAAUAGACUGUUCUAAGUGGAUAAAAAUUAAAAUAAUUUAAUUGGCCAACUACUAUAUGUAAGCCAUUCAGACUUGAAUCGUUCUGCUUCCAUUGUUGCGCACAAUUUUAUUAAAGCAGACUCUGUUAAUUAUUUACAGAUAAUCGCAAUGCUUCGACGUAGUCAUAGCUUCGAUAAUUUUAGCUUCCACUUGUAGUAUUCUUCGUAUGUUGUGCAUUUUACCUGUUUUUGUACCCAUAUCUAAUGUUGGAGAAAA